Molecule: messenger RNA, 1011 nt
Organism: Miscanthus lutarioriparius
Lineage: Eukaryota; Viridiplantae; Streptophyta; Magnoliopsida; Poales; Poaceae
Source: the annotation of a GenBank genome assembly
AUGGGGACGCCAGGAGAGGGACGCACUGCGCUCAGCGACGUAACAAACAUACAUACUCCAGCGGCACAAUAUCCAGAAAAUAACACCGUUGAAGGAGCGCGUUCAACUUAUGGGACAGCGGUCGUUCUGCAACCAUCGGGCGAAGGAUGCAUUUCCGCCCCAACCAUGACUGUUUUUGACGUCAUGAAUAUGGCAGGAACCUCGGCCGGAGUAGGGCAACAGUCACCGUUCCAGACAGGGUAUUCCAGAAUUUUUAUUGGGCCAUCUUCGGUCCAAGACAAAGAUAAUCAAGACCCAUGUCAUUCUCCAAAAUGGUUGCAUCGAAAUGAUAACUACGUCAGAAUGAGGCAUCAAGUGUAUGGAGAUAGUGCACUUCAGCAAUCUGCUGAAAUGUUUCAGGAUCCAGAUCACGUAGAAGACAUGGAAGAUGAGAGCGAGGACGACGAAACUAGGCAAUUUCGUGACGAAGAUGGAUUCGAGUCAUACCGUAUAUAUGGCAAUGGUGUUGGUGAUAAUGACGCUGAUGACCCUUUCGACUACGUCUACCAGGAUUUACCAGAUCAGCAUCAUGUUUUGAAAAAAGUAGAUAAUGAUGCAAAAUAUUUCAGAAAACACAUACGUUACUUCAACUCUCAUUUCUCUUUCACGACCCUUGGUGUUACCUUGGAUCGGCGAGUUGCCACCGCAGCAGGAACUGGUAUCUAUACAUUCCGGGUGCAAGGUUUCUUGUACCACCGACUCGACCAUUUGGUGCCAAGUUCCAAAGGGUUGCGGCACAUGCAGCUCUACUUUUAUGAUACAGCAGAUGAAACAUUAACACAUAGAUCACGGAGAUCUCCUGACCUUGAUAUCAACCUCAUAAGAAAUGUUCUCAAGAUAUUAGAGGACAACCCUUAUGUUCACACCUUCAAGAGGGUUGGAGCCAUACCAAAUCUUGAUGACUACGUAAUUGAACUAAACACCAAUGUCAUGCCAGACCAACGGAGGUACCUUGUCUACCACACUACCUAA